GAGGUGAAAUUGGAUAGACCAGAAGCCAAAAAUGCGAUUGGGAAGGUCAUGUUAAGUGGAUUACGACAUAGUCUGGAAGCUAUUAAUGUGGAUUCUUCAGCAAAUGUUGUCAUCAUCUCAAGCUCAGUUCCUGGGAUGUUUUGUGCCGGUGCUGAUUUAGUCUGUAAAUUGUCCUGGCAGGAGCGCAGGACAAUGAGUCAAUCUGACACCCGGGAUUUUGUCAACUCUCUGCGUUGCACAUACACAUUCUUAGAGGGACUUUCCAUUCCCACAAUUGCUGUUAUUGAAGGAGCCGCACUUGGUGGUGGGCUUGAAAUGGCUCUUUCAUGUGAUCUUCGGAUUUGCGGUGAAGCUGCAGUAUUUGGCUUGCCAGAGACAGGACUCGCUGUAAUUCCGGGUGCAGGUGGAACCCAGCGUCUUCCUAGAAUAGUUGGAAAAUCAGCUGCCAAGGAACUCAUUUUCACUAGAAGAUGA
Messenger RNA from Papaver somniferum (opium poppy), 474 nucleotides. RefSeq names its product probable enoyl-CoA hydratase 2, mitochondrial. Gene Ontology annotation, biological process: fatty acid beta-oxidation. The record is from RefSeq and is a predicted model, not a curated record. The transcript is spliced from 5 exons. Gene Ontology annotation, molecular function: enoyl-CoA hydratase activity. The coding region runs from base 49 to 474 and encodes 141 amino acids. NCBI's taxonomy places the organism in Eukaryota, Viridiplantae, Streptophyta, Magnoliopsida, Ranunculales, Papaveraceae. Gene Ontology annotation, cellular component: mitochondrion.